AUGAUUGCCUACAACAGCAUCCUCGUCAGUCUCGCCGUACACCUCAUCGGUGCUGACGUGGAUGAAGCGGCGGAUCUGGCCGGUGACCUUGCAGGCCUCGAGAAGCACGUGGGUCCCGUAGAUGUUGUUUUUGGUGAACUCGAAGCUGUUGCCGAACGAGUUGUCGACAUGGGUUUGAGCGGCGAAGUGCAUGAUGGUAUCGAUGCUUUCGGUGAUGAGGAGAUAGUUGACGAGGUCGGCACUUCCGAUAUCGCCCUUGACAAACUUGAAGUUAGAGCAGUAAUCGAGCUUGUCGAGGACCACGAUUUUGUAGUCCGGAUGGUUCCGGACGAGACGGUUGGCCACAUGGGAGGCAAUGAAUCCGGCAGCUCCUGUAAUGAGGAUGUUCUUGGGCGUGAAUGUAUUCGACAUUUCGUACCGAUUUUCUGA
Molecule: messenger RNA, 429 nt
Organism: Striga asiatica
Lineage: Eukaryota; Viridiplantae; Streptophyta; Magnoliopsida; Lamiales; Orobanchaceae
Source: the annotation of a GenBank genome assembly